UGCUCUGAUCUGAUCUGCUUUGCAAAAGGAAAACAAAGGGUGUGUUAUAGUGUUUUUAAGUGUCAGCUGCAGCUGAUGAGGUGACACCCUGAGGAUGGAGCUGGAGAACGUGUACUAUAACAAGGGCGACUUCGUGGAGACGGCGUCGGGCAACAAGGUGUGCCGACAUACGGUGCUCUGCGGCUCGCAGAACAUCAUCCUGCACGGCAAGGCGAUCGUGCAGCAGGACGCCAUCAUCCGCGGCGACCUGGCCAACGUACGCUCUGGCCGCUACUGCAUCAUCAGCCGAGGCGUGGUGCUGCGGCCACCGUUCAAGAAGUUCAGCAAGGGUGUCGCCUUCUUCCCCCUGCAAAUCGGCGACCACGUCUUCUUCGGCGAAGGCAGCGUCGUCAACGCCGCCGUCAUUGGCAACUACGUGUACAUUGGCAAAAACUGCAUCAUCGGCCGGAGGUGCGUGCUCAAGGACUGCUGCUACAUUGCAGACAACACGGUGCUACCUCCCGAGACGACAGUGCCGGCCUUUGCUCACGUCGCCGGCUCCCCUGGUGCCGCCGUCGCCGAGCUGCCUGAGUGCACGCCAGACCUGAUGACCGAGUUCACUAAGAGCUUCUACCAGCACUUUGUGCCCCACGCUCUCUGCUGAUCAUUUAAUAUGAACUCAAUACUUGCGCUUUGUUACUAAAUUUAUUUAUUGUAGUAGUCGCAAAAUUAAACUUAUCUUCUAAAAUAGAA
Messenger RNA from Cloeon dipterum, 732 nucleotides. It is a transcript of the gene DCTN5-p25, whose product is annotated as Dynactin 5, p25 subunit. Bases 95 to 643 code for a protein of 182 amino acids. The record is from RefSeq and is a predicted model, not a curated record. The transcript has a single exon. Gene Ontology annotation, cellular component: dynactin complex. NCBI's taxonomy places the organism in Eukaryota, Metazoa, Arthropoda, Insecta, Ephemeroptera, Baetidae.